AUAAUUAUUGUAUUAUUAUUAUUAGGCACUUACAAUCUAAAUUUUCAGAAUCAUAGAAAACGGAGCAUGGACAGUCGACGAUCCUCAUUUUUUAGAAAAUUUACAAACAUGCGUACUGUAAACGCAAAUUCAAAAGAAUCAUCGCCUAAGCCAAAUGUUGUUCGUAGACUAUUUGCCAAAGACGAAAGCGAUAUUGGGUCAGACUCCGAACAGGAUAGUUUCGUCACAAAUUUACGGCAUCCACGCAAUGAAGAAUAUAAAAUUUUGGAGAUACUCCCAACAAAAGACGGUAUGAUGAAAGAAGCUGGUUUUUCACAACAAGGAUUGGAUUUAUCGCAAUUUAUACAUCCGAAUUCAUCAGAAAUAGAAGACUGUACUUUUCAAGAAGGGGUAUCCUUAGUCCAAAAAAACUAUCCCACUCAAAUAACGAACUCACAAACAAGGGAUUUAGAACGGGCAGAAAUAUUCAAUCAUAAAGAUUAUCCUCUUGAAACAGGAGAACACGCUCAGAAAGGAAGAUCCUUCACCCAAGACAUACAUUCUACACAGCCAUUAUUCUCACAAACAGGCGAUUUAGCACAGGCAGAAAUAUGCAUCGAUCCGAAUAAUCCACUAGAAGACCACACUCAUAAAGAAACAUUUUUUGCUCAAGACAUACAUUCAACACAGGCAUCAAUCUCACAAACUGGCGAUUUGAUACAGGCAGAAACAUACUUACAUCAAGAUAAUCUAAUACCGAUACAAGUACAUGCUCAGGAAGAAAUAUCCUUCGUCCAUAACAUACAUUUUACACAGGCAUCAAUCUCACAAACAUGCGAUUUGAUACAGGCAGAAACAUACAUACAUCAAGAUAAUCUACUACCAAUAGAAGAUCAUGCUCAGGAAGGAACAUCCUUCGUCAAUAACAUACAUUCUAAACAGGCACCAAUCCCAUUCAAAAGUCAUUUCAUACAGUCAAACACGUUCAUAGAGCCGACCAUAAAUCAUUCAUUAACAGUAAUUUCGCGAUUCGACGACAAUUUGGAAGAAGAAGAAGCUGGUAAAAGAAAAGUAUAUGAAGAUAAUCAACAAGCAAGCACAUCUUUUGGAUCUCCAUCUUCUGAACUAUGUUUGAAGCAACCAUAUAAAAAACGAAGAUUAUACGAGCAUCUUAAGGAAAUGGACAUUUGUAUACAGCAAAUUAGGGAUGAAACUGCUUCUACUGAAAACUUAAACAACGCAACUAUAGUUAUUAAUAUUGAACCAGAAGAAAACAAAAAUGAGUAUGAAGAAGAGAUUGAAAAUAUUAAUACAACAAUAAACAAAGAAAAUGUAAAGAAUAAUCGAAUUUAUAAGCAUAUUGAUUUCUUGUCAGACAGUGACGAAUUUGUUUAUAGUUCGAGCACUGGACAGGAUUCAACAGAAUCAAAUGAUACAGACCGUGUUAAUGAAAAAAAGAAGCGUUUAAAGAAGAAACGUUUGAAUAAUUUUGACGAUACAAAAGAAAAUUCAGAGCCGAAAAAAAAAGAGCGAAAGAUUAAUAAAAACAAAGUUAGAAAACAAUUAAGAAAUAGUGGAAAGCAGUAUGUAUCUAUAACUGGCAAAGUUGUUGCAGAGAAGAGUAUGAAGGAUAACUUAUGUACACCUGAAAAUUGCCAUAAUGAAUGCUAUAAGAUUGGUUCCGAAAAAAGACAAGCUAUUUUUAAUCAUUAUUGGAGUCUAAGCACUGAAAGACGAAGAGAUUGGUUAGUGGGAAAUGCCAAGAGGACGACGAUUAAGAGGAAGCGUAUCAAAGAAGACCAAAGUCGUAGACAAUACACUUUUGAUUAUUUUAUUAAUGAAGGCGAAGGAAAAAGAAAAGUUUGUUUGAAGUUUUUAUUGAACACAUUAGAUAUAAAACAAAAAUAUUUAUAUAACAUUAUUACAGAAGCUGCAUACGGCUCAUCUAAAGACGAUUUACGGGGAAAGCAUGUUCCAGCAAAUAAAACACCAGAGAUCAUUGUAGAGGAAACAAGGAAUUACAUUAAAAGUUUACCAUAUUUACCGUCUCAUUAUUGCCGCAAAAACUCAAAACGAUUUUAUCUGCCUCAAGAAUUUCGAAAUAUGAGUAAUUUGUAUAAAAUUUACAAAGAAUCUAUGAUACGCGAAGAUAAAAGAUUAAUAGGAGAAAGAGUUUUUCAGAAGAUAUUUCAAGAAUAUAAUAUUGGUUUUCAUAUACCUCGUAAAGACAAAUGUGCUAAGUGUGUGCGUUUCGAAAAAGAAAAAGGAGAAAAAGAAGAAGAGAAAUUGGCUCAUCUGAAAGACAAAGAGGAGACUUAUGAAAGAUUUCAAGCGCAUCAGAAAAUUCAAAAUGGAAACAUACUUUGCGUAUCUUUUGAUUUACAGAAAGUUCUGAAUACGCCGUAUGGCCAAAGUAUGUUACUGUAUUACAGUCGCAAAUUGGCUGUAUAUAAUCUAACUUUUUACGAAUCUGGAACUAGAGAAGGCUACUGUUACACUUGGACGGAAACAGAAGGAAAACGCGGAGCUAACGAAGUGUGCACUGUCUUAGAAAAAUACAUCAAGAUGGUGGACGGUCGUGGCUCUAUCAAACAUCUUCUGUUUUACAGUGAUGCCUGCCCCGGACAAAAUAAAAACAAAAUCGUCCUUGCUUGUAUCCAUAUUUGUCUACAAAAAUGCAAGAAUAUAACUAGCAUCCAAAUGAAUUAUCUCUUGCCCGGACACACUUAUAUGCCAGUGGACUCAAUGCAUUCUGUUAUAGAAAAAAGUGUUACAAACACAAUUGUUUGGGCACCAUCUCAAUGGCCGACAGUGUUUAAUUUAGCCCGAAAGAAUCCUAAGCCCUAUCAUGUGAAUGUCUUAACAUUUAAGGAUUUUUGCGGCUGGGAUAUUGUCGCAGAUAAAUACUUUAAGGGAAAUCUGACGGGAAAAAUAUCGAAAGUGCGUACAGCGACAUUUAAAAAAGCUGAACCACAGAAGAUGACAGUUAAAUAUACAAUGGCGACGGAUGAAGCAAAGGAAAACAUUGAAAUAAUUAAUAAAAACAAAAAUCUACAACCGAAAAAUAUUUACAAGAGUCGCCUACCUAUAUCAAAAAAGAAAUACGAAGAUUUAUGGAAACUUUGUACAACAAAAAUAAUUCCUGAAAACUACCAUCAAGAAUAUGCAAAUUUUCCAAAUGCCAUGAAUAUCCAGGACAGCCUUCAAGAAACGGAUGUCGAAGACAACGUUUAAUUACAAAAAAUGGCAACAAAUUAAAAUUCUAAUUAUUAUUAAGUUAAAUAAUAUUUUUUAUACCUAAAAUUUUAUAACUAUGAUUAUUUCAAAAUACUACAUAAAUACAUAUUCUUCAUACGGGUAUGAAGGAUCUAAUUAUGCAUCCUAAUUGAUUGAACUUUUCGUAAAUGAUACCAAAUAAAGCUAACAUUUGUGAUUAUUAUAUUUUACUUUAAAUGACAUUGUUUAAGUUUUUUUUUUAUCAAGUAAUAAUUAUUUAAUAAGAAGUUUAAGACAAGACUGAUUAAAAUAACGUUUUUUUUUUCAAUAAAGAUUAUUACGAAACUGUGUACAUUUUGUUUUAAAACCAUUAUAUUUUUUUGCGAUAUUAUGUGAUUAACCUAUUAUGGUUUUUUUAGCGUAGAUAUACCUAGAACUACCUGGAUGAGACCUCGCGCGACUGCUAAUAAACAGGAUUGAGUUAUUUUGUUGCCACUUGUCUAAUUUACUUAAU
Messenger RNA from Colias croceus (clouded yellow), 3709 nucleotides. RefSeq lists its product as uncharacterized. The coding region runs from base 67 to 3213 and encodes 1048 amino acids. The transcript is spliced from 3 exons. The record is from RefSeq and is a predicted model, not a curated record. NCBI's taxonomy places the organism in Eukaryota, Metazoa, Arthropoda, Insecta, Lepidoptera, Pieridae.